AUGGAAAGCCCGCACGACAUAAUUACAUCUAAAAGGGAAGCCAUACGCUUCCCGUGCGUCUUAGUACUAGACUACUUGUUGCACGUAAAUCUCGAGAUAAUAAAAAAAAAAAAAAAAAAAAAGGAUCACAUCAAUAGUGGAUUGUUGUAA
Molecule: messenger RNA, 150 nt
Organism: Laccaria bicolor S238N-H82
Lineage: Eukaryota; Fungi; Basidiomycota; Agaricomycetes; Agaricales; Hydnangiaceae
Exons: 1
Coding region: 1-150 (49 amino acids)
Source: RefSeq, a predicted model, not a curated record